Messenger RNA from Camponotus floridanus (Florida carpenter ant), 1957 nucleotides. It is a transcript of the gene shop, whose product is annotated as probable sulfite oxidase, mitochondrial. The transcript is spliced from 8 exons. Lineage: Eukaryota; Metazoa; Arthropoda; Insecta; Hymenoptera; Formicidae. The record is from RefSeq and is a predicted model, not a curated record. Gene Ontology annotation, molecular function: molybdenum ion binding; oxidoreductase activity; heme binding. Gene Ontology annotation, cellular component: mitochondrion. The coding region runs from base 128 to 1804 and encodes 558 amino acids.
CAUUAUACUUUAUACAUUUUAUGUACAUCUCUUGCAAAGUGUUAAUAGAUCGUACAUAAGAUUAAUUGAUAUUGCAUUGUUGACGAGAGUUUUAAAUAUUAAAUAAAUAAUUCAUUUACAAACUAAUAUGAAUUUACAUUCGAAAAUAUUUUGUGAAAGACGAAGAUCGCAGAUACCAUUGUUACAGGUGGUUGUCAGGAAUUAUGCUAAUACAUACAAACAAUGUUCCACGGAGAAGAAAUAUAAAUUUUCUAAAAACACACAAAAAUCUGUUACGUCAUAUGCACCAUAUGUUGCUGUAGCUGCAUCAGUUUUAGGUAUAUCCUAUUAUGUUUUUAAAUAUAAAAGGAACAUUUAUACUUUAAAUGCAACACAAAAUAUACAAUGUGGUCAAUUACGAAAGGAUAUGAAGGUCUACACUAUGGAAGAAAUAGGAAAACAUGAUAAUAAAGAAAAUGGUAUUUGGGUUACCUUUAGACAAGGAGUAUAUGAUAUAACAGAAUUUGUAGACAAACAUCCAGGUGGUUCCUCAAAAAUUUUGAUGGCAGCAGGAGGUUCAAUUGAUCCUUUCUGGUCAAUUUUUGCCAAUCACAAUACACCUGAAAUAUACUCAUUAUUAGAAUCUAUGAGAAUAGGAAAUAUAUCAGAAGAAGAUGCUAAAUCUAAUAAGAAUGAUUUGUAUGACGCAUAUGCAAAUGAACCUACUAGACAUAAAGCUUUAAUAAUCAAUGGCCAUAAACCUUUCUGUGCAGAACCACCAUCUUCGAUGUUAGUUGAAAGUUUUAUUACACCAGUUGAUCUCUUCUAUGUUAGAAAUCAUUUACCAGUUCCAGAAAUAGAUUUAAAAGAUUACACAUUAGAAUUAGCUAUAGAGGGGGAGAUUAAAAAGACACUUGAUUUUGAGGCAAUAAAAAAGUAUGACAAGCACACAAUAACAGCAGCUGUCAUGUGUGGUGGAAAUAGACGAUCAGAAAUGUCAAAGGUAAAAAAGUUGAAAGGAAUUAACUGGAAUGUAGGCGCGGUUGGAAAUGCCACGUGGAGUGGUGCACGAUUAUGUGAUGUAUUAAGAGAUUUGGGAAUCAAUGAAGAUGCAUUUAAUCAUAUUCAGUUUGAAGGAUAUGAUUUAGAUCCAUCUGGUGCACCGUAUGGUGCAAGUAUUCCAAUCGCGAAAGCUAUGGAUCCAAGAGCAGAUGUGAUUUUAGCAUAUGAAAUGAAUGGUAAAUCAUUAAGCAGAGAUCAUGGAUUCCCGAUUAGAGUAAUCGUUCCUGGUGUUGUGGGUGCGAGAAAUGUGAAAUGGCUUAAUAAAAUUUGCGUUUCAAAGCAAGAAAGUCAAUCGCAAUGGCAGCAGGGUGAUUAUAAAGGAUUCUCUCCGAGUACAAAUUGGGAUAAUGUAGAUUUUAGUAAAUCGCCUGCGAUACAAGAAAUGCCCGUAAUAUCGGCGAUAUGCGAUCCACAAGAUUCAGAUGUAGUUGAAAUAAAAAAUGGAAAAAUACAAGUAAAAGGUUAUGCAUGGUCUGGUGGUGGUCGAAAAAUAAUCCGUGUCGAUGUAACAAAUGAUAAAGGAAAAACUUGGUAUACAGCAGAUUUGGUAGAAGAUCUUCAAGCAAAGCAAGGUCGAUACUGGAGUUGGUCAUUAUGGAGAGUGGAACUUCCAGUUGAGAAGAAUAUUAAUGAAAUUGAAAUUUGGGCAAAAGCAGUUGACUCAGCAUAUAAUGUUCAACCUGAAAGCUUUGCUAAUAUUUAUAAUAUUCGAGGAUUACUUUGCAAUGCAUAUCAAAAAGUUAAAAUUCAAUUAAAACAAUAAAUAUGAAUUGGCUACUUUUUUCGACUAGUAAGUAAUCUGAGCUUGUAUCUUAUGAAUUAAUCAUUUGGGUGUGGCAAUUAUAUAAUUGCCAAAAUUCCAGAUAAUAGUACUAUGUUAUAUUGAUUAUAUUGAUAAAUCAUUUAUCAGAUUAAU